Pichia membranifaciens NRRL Y-2026 is the source of this 1098-nucleotide messenger RNA. RefSeq lists its product as hypothetical. The record is from RefSeq and is a predicted model, not a curated record. Gene Ontology annotation, cellular component: mitochondrial small ribosomal subunit. NCBI's taxonomy places the organism in Eukaryota, Fungi, Ascomycota, Pichiomycetes, Pichiales, Pichiaceae. The transcript has a single exon. The coding region runs from base 1 to 1098 and encodes 365 amino acids. Gene Ontology annotation, molecular function: structural constituent of ribosome. Gene Ontology annotation, biological process: mitochondrial translational initiation.
AUGCUGAAAAGUAUACAUGGGCCAUCUGCCUUUGGUAGACUGCUAAAAGACACCAAGAUCGCCCAAUUACAGGCCUCGAUCGGUAGUCGUGAGCUGAACGCCAACAAUGGAUUUCCGACUCACCAGGUUGUCGAAUCACCAGCCUCAUCAUUCUCCAGAAGAGACUUCGGUUUGAAGAUGAGAAUCCCAAAGAAAAUCAAAACACGGAGAAUCAUUGUGAACGACCUAGACAACAAAUACGGAUUGCCAAACUUCGAAACUCUCAACGGUGAUUAUUUCAAAAAGCUGAGAUUCCAAGAACUGGGUAUACCUGUGAAUGCCACAUAUACCCAAUUUAUCAACUCCUCGAACUCCUCUCAGAACAAAACUACCACAACCCAGAACCCGCUUUUCGCAAGCUCUAAGGAGUAUUCAUCCCCACAAAACAUUGCGGGCUUGUUGCACAUCAAGAACCAACCGCUAAAUUCAAAGCAGUUCGCUGAAGACAUCAAACCGCAAUUGAAGGCCUUGAGAAAACCUUUCUACAAGUGGCUCGUGAAAAACCACCCUGAAAGCAUCUCAAAGAAGUCUCUCUAUGAUGAGUUCAAAAGAUACAUCGAGUUAGAGAAGCCACAGCUUUUCGGUAACUACAAGAACUACAUCCCUUCCACAUAUGCCGAAAAACUUUCAGGUACUGGAGGUUUGAGUUACAAUUUGAAAGGAAGACUUUUCCAAACUCCAAACGGGCCAAAAACUUCCAGAGUGGUUCCAGGAAGAAUUGUUUCUAAGUACUCCAACUACACAAAAUGUACAGUUGGUGGUUUCGUCGGAAACGUCGGAAACGUUGCCGCUAAUAACAGUUAUGUUGAAACAUUGGCAUUACAGAACAGGUCCAUUGAAGAUGACAAAUUUGCUAGAGAGUUCAAAAUACCUGCAACUGUUGUUAACGCAACUAUGGUGUUGGACAACAAGAGUUUGGACUUGACGGUUAAUCCUAUCAAAAGAGCAAGUAAUUUUGGAAAGAGAACGAUAACCAAAAGAAACCCUGCUGAACAAAGUCUUGCUUUCUCGAGCUUGAUGAACUUGCUCAACGAUAAAGAGAAGACUAGCGAUAAAUAA